This is a messenger RNA of Alternaria rosae, 1356 nucleotides long. RefSeq lists its product as uncharacterized. NCBI's taxonomy places the organism in Eukaryota, Fungi, Ascomycota, Dothideomycetes, Pleosporales, Pleosporaceae. The transcript is spliced from 3 exons. The record is from RefSeq and is a predicted model, not a curated record. The coding region runs from base 16 to 1356 and encodes 446 amino acids.
AUUGAAUCUCCAUGGAUGCCUACGACCGGAGCAGAGAACACCUACUCGACGCAGUUACAAUCUCCACUAUUCCACAUACCUCGAGAACUUCGCGACGAAAUCUACGAACGCUAUGCAGAUGCCAGGCGAUCGUACGACUACAACAAGGAGACGAAUCAGUUGCACUAUAUAGAUGAGUGUGCGCGAACAGAGAAUCUCGGGCUGAUGGUGACUUGUAAGAUCGCCGCCGAAGAGAUGAAACAAGUCGCUUUCCAGAAAGCCGAGUUUAGUACACGGUGCUCUGCGUACGACAUUCCGGAAUUCAUGGGGCUACGCUCAAAGGCGGCUCGACUCCACUACAUCGGCGCAAAAAGUCGCAAUCUUGAGAAGUUUGCGCGGCUGACGAGCAGAGUUUUCGGCAAAGGACUGUGUCCCAUCGGGAAUUCCGUGGGAGACCAUGACCAGCACAAUCUCUUCUACGACGGAUCGCUGAGUGAAGUACUUUCAUGGACAUCUGACUCAUGGCGGAUACUGGGAGAGGAGUACAUAUCGCGGUUGGAAGCUCUGCUCUGUCAGAUUCAGGUUCCACCUUGCGAGCCACCUCAACCCAUGUGUUCUGACCUCGACCACCAAUUUAUGAGGAACACGAGGUGCUACUUCUCUGCUGCAGCUGUAGCGAAUGAUUACUUACACGGACUUCCGCCAAAGCAGUGGUGCAAUCUUCGCAAACUCGUCUUGAAAGAAGAUCGCAUGUCUCUGCUUGGUCCUGCCUGUCAUGUGCGAGGACUGAUACCGUUCUGCAAUAGCAACCCGGCUCUUCGCGUUGAACGUCAUAUUGCGCUCUUGAGCAACGUGCUUCCGCAAGGAUACUACCUAGGCAGUAUGAAUCCAUACAUACUGGGUUCUAGCUUCGUCUUUCCUUUCAUUCCGUGGAUCAAGGAGACUCUGUCGCUAUCCACAUAUGACAUGCCCCCCAACGCGUUUCAACUCAUCAUAGACGGAAGUACGAAGGAAGCGAUCCAUUCUUUUGAGCUCAUCAAGUAUGCUGCAGCUAUACAGGAAGCUAUGUUGAUGCAAGCGCAACUCAAUGGCGUGCAACCUACGACCUGGCUCCAAGAUCCCCGCACAUACGACAGGUUCCCAUUGCCGUGGCACUUGCCAGCAGAUUUCCCUGAAACGGUUCGCAGUAUAAAAAACGACACAUCGAACAUAAGAUUCAUGGGACCUGUAGGUAGUUUAUGGGAUCCUGACACCAUGUUUGUUGAGAGGAAAGACUGGGUGGAGACAGAUUGGUUGAAGGAGUGGGAUGACAAGAUUGGGCUUGGCGCUGUAGAUUCUACCUUCUACCAGGAUGUCAAAGCUUGGUACGAGCUCUAG